Molecule: messenger RNA, 1113 nt
Organism: Lachancea nothofagi CBS 11611
Lineage: Eukaryota; Fungi; Ascomycota; Saccharomycetes; Saccharomycetales; Saccharomycetaceae
Source: the annotation of a GenBank genome assembly
AUGUCAUUUAACGAGAUUCCUAUCAUUGAUCUCAGCAAAGCAUUCAACCCCCAAACAAAACCUCAGUUUCUUAUUGAUCUACGUGAUGCCCUAAUAAAUGUGGGAUUCAUGCUCUUGAUCAAUUACGAAAAAUGCGGUCCCUCCCAUCGAGAUUUCGAGGACAUCAAGCAGCAGGCAGUCGAGUUUUUUGCAUGUCCCGACCAUGUCAAGAAAAAAUGCGAAAUGAUUCAUUCUCCCCACUUUUUGGGUUAUACUAGGUUUGCCAACGAGAUUACGGCGGGGAAAGUCGAUUUGAGAGAGCAGAUUGACUUGGCAACGGAGCUACCCCCACCCAAGGAUGGCGAACCGCUAUACAAGCAAAUUGAAGGUCCAAACCUAUGGCCCGACGAGAGAGAAACGCCUAACUUCCGUCCUGUAGUAACCCACUACAUUGAUGUAAUGACUCAACUCAGUACAAUCUUUAGAAACCUGGUUUGUGAAGCAAUUGGGCUGGAAUCUAAUGGUUUUGAUUCGCUCUUCAAGGAAAAUCAGCAAUGUAAGAUGAAGCUUAUAGCGUAUCCAGAAGUGUCGUACAAAAAGUCGCCUGCGACACUAAAUGAGAGCAAGACCGAGGUAGGUCAAGGUGUUGGACCCCACCGUGAUUCUGAUUUCUUGACAUAUAUAUACCAGGCCUCGGAACACAAAGGGUCGCUCCAGGUGCAGAAUUUCCAGGGAAAGUGGGUCUCUGUUGACAACACCCCUGGUAGCCUCGUAGUAAAUGUAGGGCAAACACUUGAGGCCAUUACUGAUGGUGUAUGCAAAGCCACGAUACAUAGGGUGGUAAGUCCUGAGCAAGGUUCAGGGACAAGAAUGUCCAUUCCUUUUUUUCAAACUAUAGAUCUGGACUCUCACAAAAGUAUAGUUCCUGACAUACCUCCAGAGAUUUUGGACAUGAAAGAUGAAAGAGACAAACACAUUGGUGAUUGGGGAGUAGACGUGGGGUUUCAAUUCUCACCCGAUGUGAGCAAGUACCCUAUUGGCUAUACUGUAUUUCGGAACAGAAUCAAAUCUCACAGGGAUGUGGCUGCCAAGUGGUAUCCCGAAAUCCUCAAGCAGGUGCUCGGCAAGCUGUGA